Dujonia railenensis is the source of this 2004-nucleotide messenger RNA. Lineage: Eukaryota; Fungi; Ascomycota; Pichiomycetes; Serinales; Debaryomycetaceae. The record is from the annotation of a GenBank genome assembly.
AUGGAAUCAAUUGAAGAUAAAAUUGCCCAGCUUGUCGAUAUGGGGUUUACCCCUGAGCAGGCCCAGGUUGCACUAAAAGUAUCCAACAACAAUGUGCAAACGGCAAUCAGCUACUUGUUUGAGGAACCAAUUGAGGUACAAGAUGAGCCCAGUAAUACUGCGAGCAGUGUAGACACAGUGGCUAUACAAAAUCCGUUGGAUAUACCUGACUUGAGCAGCUUUCGUUCCGCUGUAUCACCUACACCAUCCACGGCUGCACGCCAAUUGGAACUUGAAGUUGAAGAAAGUGAUGGCGAACAGACCCCUGACGAAGACAUGAAUCCUCAGCUAUCCAAUAGUGAGCACAUUGAGGAGAGUAGCGCAGUGGUUCCGAAAUCGAUGUCUCCUGCCUCAUCUACUACGACCUCUUCCUUGGAAUCCAAAGAUGAGCCUCGCAGGACUGGAGCUUCAGAUUCAACUCCAGGAUCUGGAUCCUAUUCUUCAGCUAUCUCUGGUUCUAUUUUCGAAAAAUUGGACACUUAUCACUUCGAUUCUCAGAUUCCCAAGCUAGUUGUUCCAAUUAACCCUUCUAACUUGGAGAACUUCUACGUGCCGUUUGUCAUCAUCUUAUCACAAUUAAGUGAAUUCCAAAAUAUUAUAUUCAAUGAAGAAUUUCAGUUCAAAGAUUAUGGCUGGGACGCCAAUUGGUACAAUAAAUCCGGGCUCUCUGUGUUGAUUCCCACAACAAUAUCUAAAAAGCAGGAAAAUGCGUACAGGAAGUUGAUUGAGAUUCAGAGAAUUGUAGGAUUUUUGGUGAAGGACGAUAGUAAGCGUUUAUUCAUAUCCACUUGGAAUCUACUAAAGAACUUGAAUGAAGAGUUUUUUGAUACUGAGUUGAUUGAAGAAAUAAUUCCGAAGAUAUACGAAAGCCUUAACACAUGCAUUCUUGAAGUUUUGAGUGAGGAAAGUCAAAUUUCGAAUGAUGAGUUAAUCAAGCGAAACUUAGAAUCUCUCUUCAAAAGUAUAGUCUACAGUGAAAGUGAAGAACAGAUGAACAAUAUCUAUCAUAUAGAUAUUGAAAGCAAUCAUAAUAAUAAGAACAUAUACCAUUCGUUCAAUGAAUUGAUCUGGGGGAAUGAAAUGGAGCAAUUGGGCCAGAUUUAUUUCACCAAGCUUAGUGACUUUAUCACUAUUAGUAAGAUUAAUGAACUUCACUAUAAUCAUCGAAACAGCAGUAGUUCGUUUCAGGUCUUGGAGGAGUUUUAUCCUCAAAUUUACACAAAGCAGUAUAAGGAUUUAAUAAUUUCAUUAAAUAAGCUGAAAGAGUCCAUGUUUCAACGUAAAUUAGUACUUGUUAAACAGUUGAAUAAAUUGACCUUCUUUGAGGGCAAGAAAUUAAAUGGAAUCUUAAAUGGUACGAUUCAGGUUUUCAGUGAUGAUGAUAGGGUUAGCACUGAAUUGAGAGCUAUUGUAGAUGAAAUUGAAUUGGAAAAAACGAAGAUUAAUGAAGAACUAGAGACAUUGAGCAAAAGCUACUCGACUAGUGACAUCACUAAUGUGGAGAACAUUUUGAGUGCGAUCAAUGAAAGUGAAGGCGAGGAACUUGAACCUUAUAUCCUUUCUGGAGUCAUUCAACUGCAGAAUGAGUACUGUUUCCGUAAGCAAGGUAGCGAUGAAUGGGUCUAUGUCAAAUUUUUGCGGAGAAAGUCAAAGGAUUUAAUUGAAGACAUUGAAUGCGUCUCAUUCGAAAGUUUUGAAAAGCUCAUGGAGAGAUUGGAUAUAUUCGACGGUGAAAUCAGCACCUAUACAUAUGUGAAGAAGAGUGUUUGGGAGAAGACCCUGACUUGCAACAUACCAAACGGACUUAAACUGUUUUUCGGCAGAGAUAAUGUGUACAGAGAAGAGAGGAAUAAGGAAGAGGAAAAUAAGAUUAAGAGUAAGGAAGAGGGGGAAGAACAGGAGGAUAGGGAUGAACCAGAAGAAGAGGAGAGCAGUGAUGAGGACGAGGAGAUAGAAGAAGUGUAG